AUGAUUCGAGGAUUCAUGGGGCUCAACGCCCAGCGGUCGUUCUCUAGCAUGUCCCGUUUGGGUAACGCUGCCGUACGCUCUGCCGUGCCCGACCUCCACACCCUCAAAAUCAGCACCAACGGCUCCAACCACUUGUACGCCAUCUUCAAGCUCCACAACAUGCCAUACAUGGUCACCAAGGGCGACAGGGUGUAUUUGCCGUUCAAGUUGAAGAACGUGCAGGUGGGAGACAAAUUGAAGUUGAACGACGUCACCACUUUGGGGUCUCCAGAAUUCACCUACAACGACAACAAGGGCAUCCCCCAGGACGCCUACGAGUUGACAGCCAGUGUGGUGGAGAUCACCAGAGAGCCCUACUACGAGGUGUACAGAAAGAAGCAGAGAUGUCGUCGGUUGAAGACGUUUCCCGUGGAGCCCUUCCAGACGGUGUUGAUGGUGGACGAAUUGAAGGUGAACUAG
Suhomyces tanzawaensis NRRL Y-17324 is the source of this 459-nucleotide messenger RNA. Its product is annotated as mitochondrial 54S ribosomal protein bL21m. Gene Ontology annotation, molecular function: structural constituent of ribosome. Gene Ontology annotation, cellular component: ribosome; mitochondrial large ribosomal subunit. The record is from RefSeq and is a predicted model, not a curated record. The coding region runs from base 1 to 459 and encodes 152 amino acids. The transcript has a single exon. Lineage: Eukaryota; Fungi; Ascomycota; Pichiomycetes; Serinales; Debaryomycetaceae.